AUGGCGGCGGCCCAACAAACCAUGCUGACGAAUUUGAUCCCCGAAAUGGACUGGAACGCUGAUGACCCCGUCAAAACGUUUCAAAAAUUCAAACAAAGGAUCGAACUGGCAUUCAAGACCUUCCUGAAAGACGCCACCGACGAGGAAAAGGUGAGCUACAUACUUUUAUUAGCAGGAGACGAUGGGCUUGAGAUCAGAAAUAGCUGGGAACUAUCUCCAGAACAGGAAAAAGAUCCAAAGAAAAUCCUAGAGAAGUUCGAGAAACACUUAGAACCCAAGACAAAUCACAGGAUUUUCAGAUAUGAGUUCCAAAGCAUGAAGCAAAGGCCCGAAGAAUCCAUCAGUGAUUAUAUGGCAAGGCUAAAAAACGUGGCAGACAAAUGCAACUUCAAAGACAAGACAGAGAAAGACGGGAGACUGCUAGACCAGAUGAUCUGGGGAUGUGCAUACAAAAAGGUACAGAAGACCCUCAUAGGGAAGCAUGAACUGACCCUUGCGGCAGCCGUAAAGGAAGCCGUACAGCAUGAGUCUACAGAGAAGUGCAUGACAACGUUGACAAUCUCAACUCAAGCUAAAGAAGCAAAAGUCGAUGCCAUUUCUAACAGAAAGCAUACUCCAAGCUCAAAACAAAAGGCAAGCCACAAACCCCCACAGAAACAGGGUUCAACUUCAAAAACCUGUAGAAACUGUGGCACAGAGCACGAAUUCAAUGACAAGAAGAAGUGCCCAGCAAAUGGUUCCACUUGUCAUGGGUGUGGGAAACCAAACCACUGGCGGAAAAUGUGCAGGUCAAAGGGCAAGUCCAAGCCACAAGAAUACAAGGGUUACAGAAAGGCUAAUCCAAAGCAUGUGCACUACCAGCAAGAAGAGCAGUACUCCUCAGGAGAAGAAACACUGUCGGUAGGUGCCAUAUAUGUCCAUGAAGUGGAGCAUGAGAAUAAUGUACACAGUAAUGAAGCGUACACAACUUUCCAACUCAAGAAGAAGAUAGGAAAGAAGACAACAAACAUCAACCUGCGAUUGAAGAUAGAUACAGGGGCUCAAAGCAAUGUCAUGCCGGUAGAACACUAUCAGCAGAUAUUCCCGGAAAACAUGACAAAAGCUGGGGAAGUCAAGGCAGGAAUACUCACACCGAGCAAAACUAUCUUGUCAGCCUACGGAGGGGACAAAAUCCCACACCUGGGGAAGACAACCAUCUCUGGAAAACACAAAGGCCGAGAGGUCAAGUGUACUUUCUUUGUGACCAAAUCCAAGGGACCAAGCAUCCUCGGAUUGGCAGCGUGCCAGCAGCUAGGCAUCAUCACAAUCCAUGAGAUACAAGCUACCCCAGAGGAUGGCAAGAUCAAAGAGACGGUGCCGAUCAAGGACCGCCCUGCCAUCCACAACAAGGAACAACUAAUAAAGAUGUACCCGGAAUGUUUUGAUGACAAGGUAGGGUGUUUUGAAGAGGAGUACCACAUCACUGUUGACCCAGACGUAGAACCAGUGAUACAUCCACCUCGCAGAGUGCCACUAGAGCUGCGAGAGAAGCUGAAGAAACAGCUGGAAGAGAUGACGAAGAAAGGAGUCAUCAGCGAGGUCACACAGCCAACAGACUGGGUAAACUCCAUAGUAAUAAAGGAGAAACCCAAUGGCAAACUGCGGAUCUGCCUCGAUCCCAGAGACCUGAACUUGGCACUCAAGAGGAACCACUACCCUACACCCACUCUAGAAGAGAUAACACCCUCUCUGGCAGGAGCCAAAGUGUUUAGUAAGCUGGACGCCAGCAACGGGUAUUGGAAUAUCAAAAUAGACGAAGAAUCUUCCUUGCUCACGACCUUCAACACGCCCUAUGGCAGGUUCAAGUUCAACCGCCUCCCGUUCGGGCUCAAGGUCUCGCAGGACGUCUUCCAGAGGAAGAUAGACGAGACGUACAGAGGAUGCAAAGGAGCAAUUGGAAUUGCAGACGACAUCCAGGUGUACGGGAAGACAGACGACGACCACGACUUCCAUCUGCACGAAGCGAUGGAGAAGACCAGGCAAGCUGGCAUCAAGCUAAACGCAUCCAAGUGCAUAAUCAAAGAAAGUGAGUGUAAGUUCUUCGGAAUGAUCUACACAGCCGAGGGAGUCAAGCCAGACCCCGAGAAAGUGAAGGCGAUACAUGACAUCAAAGCACCUCAGGAUGAGAAGGAACUAAGAAGUCUCCUAGGGCUCAUUCAAUACAUGAGCGCUUUCAUCCCCAAGCUCGCGGACAGAACGACAAACAUCCGUGAACUGCUGAAGGAAGAUGUCGAAUACAAGUGGAGUGCAUCACACACUGAAGACCUGAACAAGAUAAAGCAGCUCAUCAGUGAAAAGACAACACUGCAGUACUAUGACAGGGAGAAACCCGUCAUACUACAAGUAGAUGCCUCAAUCAAAGGAGUAGGUGCAGCACUAAUACAAGAUGGAAAACCCAUCGCAUUCGCCUCAAAAGCCCUCUCACCGGCUGAAACAAGAUACGCCAACAUCGAGAGAGACUCAUCAAAAGGAGUAGGUGCAGCACUAAUACAAGAUGGAAAACCAUCGCAUUUCGCCUCAAAAGCCCUCUCACCGGCUGAAACAAGAUACGCCAACAUCGAGAGAGAGCUCCUGGCAGUAGUCUAUGGAUGUGAGAAAUUCCACACCUACUUGUACGGAAGAAGCUUCGAAGUCGAGUCGGAUCACCGACCCUUGGAAGAGAUGCUACUAGCAGACGCACUCUCCAGGCUGUCACAGCACGACAAGCAAGAGAUGGACGGUCUCAAAGUCCAGAUCCAUCACCUCGUGAAAGUGACAAGUGUGAAACUGGAGCAGAUCAAAGAGGAGACCAGCAAGGAUGAAGAGCUCCAACUCCUCGCCCAGACAGUGACACAGGGAUGGCCAGAGAAAAGAAAAGAGACACAAGCAAUCAUACACGAAUACUGGACCAUCCGAGACGACAUCUCGGUAGAGGAUGGAGUCCUCCUGGCUGGGUCCAGGAUGAUUAUACCCAAGUCCAUGAGAGCAGAGGUCCUAGAGAUGAUUCAUCAAGGACACCUGGGUAUCGAGAAAUGCAUACUCAGAGCAAAAUCUGCAGUCUACUGGCCGGGCAUGUACAAACAAAUCGAGAAAGCAGUUGCAGCAUGCCCCACAUGCCAAAAGCACAAGAACUCGCAACAGAAAGAAGAGAUGAUGCCAACAGAGAUACCAAGCAGACCAUGGCAAACAGUAGGCAUGGAUCUGUUUACCACCAAUGACCAAUGGUUUCUACUCCUGGUAGACUACUACUCCAAAUUCCCAUUUGUGAAGAGUCUCGCCAACCUGAAGGCAUCAACACAAGCAGCGAAACAGCACUACGACACCCAGGCAAAGAGUCUGCCUGAGCUGGCUAAGGGCCAGAGCAUCCACGUGCAGGAUCUUAUCCGAAAAACGUGGAGCCCCGGCAAAGUCAUCAACAAAGCUACAACACCGAGAUCAUAUGUUGUAGAGACCGACACCGGGAGACAACUGAGGAGAAACAGAGUACACAUACGACCAACUCCAGAAGUGAAAGCACCUGCAGCAACAACUCCAGAAGUGACAACACCUGCAGCAUCAGCAAUCACCACACGCGACAACACCGAGUGCGACGAAGCCGACAUCCGCGACAACGCCGAGUACGACAAAGUCAACGAGAACGAGGCCGAACAUCCAACCACCAGUGCGUUACCGCUGACGAGAGAAAGAACUGUUCUCAGAUAG
Molecule: messenger RNA, 3720 nt
Organism: Branchiostoma floridae (Florida lancelet)
Lineage: Eukaryota; Metazoa; Chordata; Leptocardii; Amphioxiformes; Branchiostomatidae
Exons: 3
Coding region: 1-3720 (1239 amino acids)
Molecular function (GO): nucleic acid binding
Source: RefSeq, a predicted model, not a curated record